AUGGCAACUUUCUCGAGGAUCGCCACCAAUCAAGAUGGCCUGCCAGAUCCAGCCUGGACAGGAGGGGCCUUGUGGCCCACGUCUCCAAAGCGCAAUGGACUUUUCCAAUCGCCGUCUUCGAAUGGGCCGGGCUCCUAUAAUCCCUUCGCGGUCUCGCAGCAGUCCAUGAAGAUCGAGGGGCAGCAGUUCCUUCCUAUCUUCUCAGAUGCAGAAAUCAACACUCAAGAUGGCUCUGAAGAGGACUUGCAGCUACCAGCCGCCACUUGGGAUGUCAAGUUCUCUGACCACUACGCCAGCAUGACGCUCACCGACACCAACCCUUCGUCCUGCUACUCAGGCGCGACGCUCCACCGCAAUCUUGAAGACAUCCUUGCCGCUGACCUGACGAGCCCCAAGGGGGUUGAUCUGACGGGUAUCUACGUUGAAAGCAGGGCCCAACAUCUGGCCACUAAAGAGUGGUGCCCCGUCUACGUUCCAAUGACAUAG
Molecule: messenger RNA, 486 nt
Organism: Durusdinium trenchii
Lineage: Eukaryota; Dinophyceae; Suessiales; Symbiodiniaceae
Source: the annotation of a GenBank genome assembly